Molecule: messenger RNA, 1290 nt
Organism: Xiphophorus maculatus (southern platyfish)
Lineage: Eukaryota; Metazoa; Chordata; Actinopteri; Cyprinodontiformes; Poeciliidae
Exons: 2
Coding region: 176-529 (117 amino acids)
Source: RefSeq, a predicted model, not a curated record
CAAUAACAGAAGAAGAAAGCGACCGUGAGGGAGAUGUUUGUUGUCAGCCGCCAAUAAACUCAAGAAGAAGAAGAAGAAGAAGACCGUGAGGGAGAGCUGGCCGCCAUCUUGGUCCAGUCAGCCUGAUUUUCGCCAGUUACCCGCCCUUAUUCGGACUCUGGCGGGCCGGAGAAACAUGGAGGAUGAUGAACUGAGCGACUUCGAUAAGGGCCAGGUGGUGGCGGCCAGGGAGCUGGGCUUGAGCGUCUCCAAGACGGCCAAGACGGUGGGCUGCUCCCGGGCAGCGGUGGUCAAAGCCUACCGCCAGUGGUACGAGGAGGGACUGCGGCUCCGAGCCGGGAGACCCCGGCUUUUCGACCCCAAGGCGCUGGAUGACGACUCCGGCUCCGAGAGCGAGCAGACGGCCGGUGAGGAGGACAGCGGGGAGAAGAAGGAGGAACAGGAGCCGGAGCCCACCCCAGGUGAGCGGACUGAUGAUGGAGAGAAGCCGGGGGAGAGUUCCGCUGACCGGACUGAGGAGGGAGAGUGAUGCCGGAGCUGCUGGCGGAUUCCGGACUGGAGCCGUUCAGCUCAUGUGGAAGAAAUGCGACGCGCCAGACUGUGACUCAGCGCCGCUUCAUGGGCUCCCUAACCCUGCAGAUGUUCUCCAAACGUUUCUGCUCCCUGCGCGGCGGAAACCCCAGCAGAGGUUUAUCUUUUCGCUCCGUUGUCCCGCCUUCCUGCGUGCAGAGAUACAAACGGCUCAACGUUCAGCAGAUGAGCUGAAAUCUGAUCUCUGCAGGGAAAACAAAGAACUGUGUCCGAAGAAAGAGGGACUACAGCGGGGAGAGGUCCGGCCCAUGUUUAGAGCGACAGAAACACCAGGAGGAGCAUUUUAUUUUGAAGUUACUGAGCUAUAAUCCUGCUGCUGAGCAAAAACAAACAAAAGUUUUCUAUUUCAGGCGGUUGAGGGGGAACAAACGGCAGCUAGCUAACGAGCUAACGAGCAGCAAACCGUCUCUGGUUACCGAGCAACGAGCCGAGAGGAUCAGAUCAACCCACAGGGUGUGUUUACUUGCUGCAGGACAAAUCGGUUCUGUUUGACCUAAAUCUAAUUAAUUUAACUUAAUUUUAACAGAAAGUCUGAAAUGACCACCGGGCCGUUUGGAAGCUAAAGCUCAUGCAUAUUUCGUCUAUAUGCGAAAACCGCAGCGCCAUCUUGUGGCCUGGCAUGAGAACUACACCAAAUUUAGUUUUUUCAUGAAAAUUUCAGAUUUUUUUUUAGUAAAGUUUUGACUUUUCACACUCAGA